AUGUCGAAGCCCACCCUUUACACAUUCAACCUCUCCGUCUGGUCGGCGGUUGCGGAUAUCGCUCGCGUCGAGCUCAAGCUCACCGACAAGAUCGACGCGAAGGACGUCAAUAUUCGCGAGGGCGAGGAUAUCUCGCCUGACUUUAUCAAGAUCAGCCGCAAUGCAACGCUCCCCGCUCUACACGUGGACGGGAAGACAUACGGUACCACCAUCGAAUGCAUCGAGUACAUGGUCAAGGUCUCGGGUACCAAGGUCGCUCCCGCUCCGGACUUGACCACCAAGAUCCAUGAUGACAGUCUUGACCCGAACUUCAUGCUCCUCGCCGCAAGCAACGACGCCGAGCUCUCUGCAAAAGCCAACGGUCCUCCCCGCACAUUCGUCUCCACGCGUCUCGACAAGAUGCGGGAGUACGCCGCGUCGACUGAAGGCGCGUCGUUCAAGUCGUUCUACGAGAAGCGCAUCCAAGGUCUCGCCGGCGUACUCGCGGUAUACGACGGUACAGCCCCCGCCGAGGCCAAGAAGGCCUUCUUCGCCAAAUCGCAGGCCAACCACGACGCCGCGCGCGCUUUCAUCCUCGAAACGCUGCCGGCGGCUAUCAGCUCGGGUCCGUUCGUGGCAGGCGCUGAGCAGGGCGUCGACGACUUCCACGUCGCGGGCUGGUUGGCCCGUGUCGCGACUUGUGCUGGCGCGAAGCAUGUUGAUGAGGGGUUGGCAAAGAUUGGAGAGAGGAUCGGGGAGGAGGUUCCGGGGGAGGUGAGGGUGCUGUGGGAGGCUUGGACGGGGAGGGAGGGGUGGAAGAGGACGUACCCGGACGGCGCGUUGCAUUAG
Molecule: messenger RNA, 828 nt
Organism: Peniophora sp. CBMAI 1063
Lineage: Eukaryota; Fungi; Basidiomycota; Agaricomycetes; Russulales; Peniophoraceae
Source: the annotation of a GenBank genome assembly